AUGGGUAAGGAAUCCAACUUCUCUCUCUACUCACUCUACUGCCUUCUAUUUAUUCUUACUGCUGCUCGAAUCAAGGAAGUUUUAAACUACGAGUUUUUGCGAAACGAAGAGGAGCUGCACAGUGCCUUACAAAAAUAUGGCACACGACUUGGCGGUGAAAUGGCUCAUCGUGCUAACUCUAUUCUGCGCCGUUUCUGCUCCAGCAACAGCAACUGUGAACUCAUGGCUCCAUUCAAAGUUUACUAUCCCGAAUAUACGAUAGCAGGCUGGCCAAGGCGCAUCUCGUCUUGCAUCAUACCAAAGAAUAUGUCCACGGUUAUCUCGGCAAUAUUCUGCUUACUGUUUACGGGUGAAAUGGGGCGUACGGAUAAAACAGUGACUUCAUUCGUGGAAAGAAGCUGCUCUCCUCGCAAUGGACUGCAUAGGUACUCUCAAGUUGAGAAACUUGCUCAUGGCUAUCCUUGGAUGAACUUUGCCAUGGUUCGCGAUCCAGCAGAGCGCUUUCUCAGCGGAUUUAUGUAUAUGUGCAGUUCAGCGAAGAUGGUUAAUGAAACUUGUGAGGGUUGCAUCGGUGAUUUAAAGUGUGCGCUUCGACGAACACUUGAGCAUUCUCAGAAAUUUGCAAGUGGAGACCUAUCAGCCGACUCUAAUCUUCUUUGGCACCUUGGUCCCCAAAAUUGGCACUGCGACUUACAACAUAAUAUCGACAAAUUCGAGCUUAUUCAAUAUUCACCAAAUGAUCCAGAUAAAGUGGCUGCUGACCUGCGAUAUGUACUUACGGUAGGAGGAGUGGAGCCGUGGCACAUUGAGUUAAUACUUUCCCAAGUAUCGAACGGCACGACUUGUCAUGCUACAACUCAUCUUGCAGAGAAAAGCGUUUAUAUGAAGCAAAUGGAAGACCCAGAGGUGAAGGAGUUGCUAACAAAGCGAAUGCAUUCCAUACUUCAGGUAUUCUUUUGGGACUACGUGCUCUUUAACUAUCCACUGCCGAAGUGGGAAUUCUAA
This is a messenger RNA of Cylicocyclus nassatus, 1005 nucleotides long. Lineage: Eukaryota; Metazoa; Nematoda; Chromadorea; Rhabditida; Strongylidae. The record is from the annotation of a GenBank genome assembly.